This is a messenger RNA of Akanthomyces muscarius, 2640 nucleotides long. RefSeq lists its product as uncharacterized. Bases 1 to 2640 code for a protein of 879 amino acids. The transcript has 2 exons. Gene Ontology annotation, cellular component: plasma membrane. Lineage: Eukaryota; Fungi; Ascomycota; Sordariomycetes; Hypocreales; Cordycipitaceae. The record is from RefSeq and is a predicted model, not a curated record. Gene Ontology annotation, molecular function: calcium-activated cation channel activity.
AUGCGUAACCACUCCGACGACAAGUGCGACGGGGACUGGUCUCGCUAUGUGUCGCCGGGUGCCAAUACUAAGGCCCUCCAGGUCCAGCUCGCCCUCUCCCUGACACUCGGCGUCUCAGCCUUCAUUACUUUUUGCCUUCUCCGCCCACGAUGGCCAGCCCUAUACUCGGCGCGCAAGAGGCGCCUCCAUCCCAACAUGGAUCUCCCUACCCUUCCUAAGACCUUCUUCGGCUGGAUUCCGAAACUGUAUCGCAUCACAGAGGAGCAGAUUCUCACCUCGGCCGGCCUCGACGCCUUUGUCUUUCUCUCUUUUUUCAAAAUGGCCAUUCGAAUCUUUUGCAUCAUGGCCUUCUUUGCCGUUGUCGUGCUUUUGCCCAUCAACCACAAGUAUCUCAAUGAAGGCUUUCUUCCGGGUCAACCUGAUGACCGCGACAACCAAACGUUGUACACCUACCGCCCAAAUUCGUAUGCCUCCGUUCGGCUCCCCUUUGGCGCCUACGGCAAGGGCGACGAUGAAGAUGGUGGCAAGGAUAAGAGUCGAGAGCGCGCCUUUCUUUGGUCUCACGUCGUCUUUGUCUACCUCUUUGUCGCCUUGACCCUCUACGCCAUCAAUCGGGAGACGUUCCGCAUCAUCAAGCUACGCCAAGACUAUCUAGGAUCGCAAUCGACUGUUACCGAUAGAACGUUCCGAAUCUCUGGUGUUCCUGCCGCCCUGCGAUCAGAGGUCAAACUCAAAUCCGUUAUCGAGAAGCUUGGUAUUGGGAGUGUCGAAACCGUGUUUCUCUGCCGCGACUGGAAAAAAUUGGAUGCUCUAGUCGAGGAGCGAACCCGCUUGUUAAAUCGACUUGAGACGGCUUGGGCUCGAUAUCUGGACUCGCAGCACCCCCACGAUAGAGAGUUGCCCGCAUCAGAUGUGCCGCGAGACUCAGAGAACCAUCUGGUUACUGACACAGCACGAGAGCAUGAUGAAGAGUCGGGCGAGAACUGGGGUCUACUCCAAAGCAAUCCCGACCAGCCACAUCUCCGUCACGGCGUCCGCCCCCAGGUUGUCCUUCGUCAUGGCUUUUUGGGAUUCCGUCGGCAAAAUGUGGAUGCCAUUGACUACUACGAAGAAAAGCUGCGGAGAAUCGAUGAAAAGGUGGUUGCUGCGCGCAGGCAGGAAUACACUCCAUGUGACAUGGCUCUCGUCACCAUGGACACAGUUGCCGCUUGCCAGAUGCUCAUCCAGGCCGAGAUCGACCCUCGUCCGGGUCAGUUCAUGACCAAGGCCACUCCCUCACCGUCGGACAUGGUCUGGAAAAACACGUACGCUCCUCGCGGCAUCCGUCGCCUCAAAGCCUGGGCCAUCACCUUGUUCAUCACCAUUCUCACUUUGGUCUGGAUAUUUCCUACUGCUCUCCUAGCCUCCUGGCUCAGCAUUUGCACUAUCCGCAACGUGAUGCCCUCAUUUGCCGAUUGGCUAGAGGACCAUGAAAUUAUCAAGUCGCUCAUUCAAAACGGUGGUCCUACACUCGUCGUCUCCUUGCUCAACAUUGCUGUUCCAUACGUCUACGACCUGCUCUCCAACCACCAGGGCAUGAUUUCCCAAGGUGACGUCGAGCUGUCUGUCGUGUCCAAAAACUUCUUCUUCACCUUUUUCAACACCUUUUUCGUGUUUGCCAUUUCCAAGACGGGUCUCGACUUUUAUUCUUCCUUGCAGGAAUUGUUGAAGGACACGAGCAAGAUUCCAGCCAUCAUAGCCGCUGAUGUGGAGGACCUUGUCAGUUUCUAUACCAGUUUCGUCAUGCUGCAAGGUAUCGGCCUGAUGCCCUUCCGCAUUUUGGAAGUAGGCAGCGUCGUGCUCUACCCCAUCUACCGAUUGUUCGCCAAAACACCGCGUGACUAUGCCCAGCUCCAGAAACCGCCCAACUUUCAGUACGGGUUCUACCUGCCGACGUCACUACUCGUCUUCAACCUCUGCUUCAUCUACAGCGCGCUGAAGGGUGGCCACAUCAUUCUCAUCUUUGGCAUCAUCUACUUUGCGCUGGGCUACUUUACGUUCAAGUACAUGCUGCUAUAUGCCAUGGACCAGCCGCAGCAUGCAACCGGCGGCGCCUGGCGCAUCAUCUGCAGCCGUCUCGUGAUUGGCAUCCUGGUUUUUGAAGUCGUCAUGGUCGGCCGAAUUGCGUCCCUUUCGGCAUUCGUCCAAUCCGUCUCCAUCCUGCCCCUUCUUCCUUUUACUAUCUGGUACAGCUAUUAUUUUACACGACGCUUCGAACCGCUCACCAAGUAUAUUGCGCUGCGCAACAUUCGCGGGGCCGCAAGCGAUGACGAAGCCAUUCUUGAUGAUGGCCAGGACGAGCCCCUGCCCAAUGGAAACUCGACGCGCCGCCUCUUGCGUCGUGGUAGCACCAUGGACGAACUUCGCGAGCAGGGACUGAGCUUUGUCAACCCGAGCCUCGUCAGUCCGCUGCUGGAGGCGUGGAUCUAUAAAGAGCCGCCGCCGGUACCGGGCAGCGACGGCGAGACAUCCUCGCAGGCUGAAGAGUCGUCACGCCCGUCGAGAGGCUCAUCGAGGGAACCGAGGUUCGUUUUGCCAAACGCAGAUAGUUCAUUAGGGAUUGGCGACGACAAUGUGUGGACGGAUUCGAGACAGAGGUAA